UCAACAAAAAAUAUUUAUUUAAGGCUGCAUUCUUAACGCACCAUCCAACCUGAUCGUUUCACCAUUUAACAUUGGAUUUUCUAUCGCACUUUGCACAAAUUGAGCAAACUCUGAGGGAUCACCCAAUCUGGAAGGGAAGGGGACGGAUUUUUCCAAGAAAUUAACCACUUUUUCUGGCAAGGAUGAAAACAGAGGAGUCCUAAAUAAACCUGAGAAAAAAUAGGAAUAUGAAAACAAAAAUAUGAAAGGUAUUUCAAAUACCUACCAGGUGCAAUUGUCACAACUCUAAUUCCCUGGCUAGCCAAAUCUCUAGCUAGAGGUAGGGUCAUUCCAACAAUAGCCCCUUUACUAGCUGAAUAGGCUGUUUGCCCCAUUUGGCCAUCGUAAGCAGCCACACUGGCAGUAUUCACCACCACCCCUCUACAACCAUUUAGAUCAGGUUCAUUUUUGCCCAUUAAACCUACCGAUAGUCUUAUUACAUUAAAAGUUCCUAUAGUAUUCACCUAGAACAUGUUGAAAUAUAUUGAGGGUAUUGUUUUUAAUGAACAACCAUUACAGUUAAAACUUUGGUAAAGUCUUCCAGGGAAUGAGCAGCAUCUUUUUUGAAAUUGUAUGUUUUAAAUGCCACCCCUAUACCAGCACAGUUUACUACAUUAUUAAGUUGGCCAAACUUAUCUUUACAUAAUUUUAAAGCUUCUUGUACAUCAUUUUCAAUUGCAACCUUAAAGAGUUAUUAAAUUUUACUAAUUGUUUAUUACAAUGCAUUUAUUUUCUUACAUUUACUGGAGCAAAUAUAACUUUGUCCUCUCCAAUUUCUUUAGCGAUCUCUGAUCCUUUAGAAGUUUUUAAGUCGCAUAAAACUACUCUCGAACCUUGUUGAACUAAUCUUUCUACUGUGGCUUUUCCUAGCCCUGAAGCACCACCUGUCACCAAACUAACUGCACCCUAAAAAAUAUGUAAAAUAUUUUUUAAACAUAAAAUACAAUUUAUUUUACCUUAAUCAUGUCGCUUAAACUGUUGCCACGAUAAAAAUGAGCAAAGGUUAAUAAAAUAAUGAAUAUUCGAUUAGAUAAGGAAUAACCAUAAUAAAAAAUAAUUGUUAAAAAUAGGUUAGGUUUUCCAACCUUCAAGUAGUUCAAAUGUACUUGACAGAAUUUAAUUUUUUUUAAAUCGUACCCAUGAACUUUUUAUGUUCUUGAUCGUACAAUAAAAAACAUCAUAAUAAUCAGGUUAUGGAAGUUGGCAACAUUGGUUGCCUUCUCGGAAAUUUUUGCAUUUCCAUUUGUUAUUAAUUUUAUGAAUAAAAUGCCACUUAAUUUUUACAACAUACACUAAUCUAGUUUUUUAUAUAAUUGGGUUAUCACUUGAUACCUGGCGCUAUCAGGAAGAUAUGGAGGCUGUAUUUCAUGAAAAGCAAGAGGGGUCUCUAUGUGCCCAACACUGCCUGAAUUCCCUUUUGCAAGGCCCAUACUUCACAGCAGUGGAUUUGAGCACACUUGCUGAAAAACUGGAUGACGAAGAAAGGCAGAGGAUGGCAGAAUGUGGGGAGGAAAGCGACGAGUACAGGAAAUUCCUACAGCAACCUUCAGGCAACAUGGACGACAGCGGCUACUUCUCAGUGCAAGUGAUUAGUAGUGCUCUGCAAGUUUGGGGCUUGGAAUUAGUGCCUUACUCCUCCAGCACAGACGAAAGAGUAAAGACUGCCCUAUCGAACCCCAGCGCCAUGAAAGCGUUCAUUUGCAAUUACAGGGACCACUGGCUGAGCAUUCGCAAAAUAGCUCGUCAGUGGUUCAAUUUGAACUCCUUGUUGAGCAGACCCGAGCUGAUAUCCGACACCUAUUUAUCUCUGUUUCUGGCUCAGUUAAGGAACGAAGGGUAUUCCAUAUUUGUAGUGUUUGGGGAACUGCCUGAAUGCACUGCCGACGAGCUGCUCAAGUACAAUCCUGCCGUUGCGGCUGCUGCUCGGCCUGUUUUCAGGAACACUCAGUCAGUUGAAAGUGAUCCCGAUGUUCAGGCUGCUUUACAGUUGAGCCUGCAGGAUGCAGGCGGGGGCUACAAAAUUGAGGAUUCCGAUUUGCAGGAAGCAUUGAGGUUAAGUUUGCAGGGGGCGAAUAGUAGUCCUGAGGAGGAGGAUGAGGAUGCUUUGUUAAGAAAGGCUAUUAAUAUGAGCUUACAGUGCUAGCAUAUUACUUACAUAAUGUUAUUUUAUUUAUUUUAAAUAUACAAUUUUAUAACUAUUACAUUUAUAGGUAUUUAGUUGUGCCUACCUGAUUAGGGGCCGUCCAUAAAUCUCGUGACGAUAGAAGGGGGGGAAGCCUUUAACCAUUUUAAGCGUCAAGAGAUUUAUGGAUAGCAUUUUUAUUAUAAAGCACUUGUAAAUAUGUACCUACCUCUAGUAACAAAUUUUAAUGUUAAAUAACAAUAAUGUCUUUCAUACUUACGUACUAUUAUAAUUUUACUUUUUCAUCAAGUACUAUUAUACAGUAUUAUAAUAGUACCUGUUGCAUUUUGUUUUCUUUUAAUAAUUUAUUAUUGUAAAGUAUAUUUAAUACAUAUUUUUUUGAGAUUUUUU
Molecule: messenger RNA, 2572 nt
Organism: Brassicogethes aeneus
Lineage: Eukaryota; Metazoa; Arthropoda; Insecta; Coleoptera; Nitidulidae
Source: the annotation of a GenBank genome assembly